This is a messenger RNA of Symphalangus syndactylus (siamang), 2744 nucleotides long. RefSeq names its product ETS repressor factor like (gene ERFL). The record is from RefSeq and is a predicted model, not a curated record. Gene Ontology annotation, molecular function: sequence-specific DNA binding; DNA-binding transcription factor activity, RNA polymerase II-specific. Gene Ontology annotation, cellular component: nucleus. Gene Ontology annotation, biological process: cell differentiation; regulation of transcription by RNA polymerase II. Lineage: Eukaryota; Metazoa; Chordata; Mammalia; Primates; Hylobatidae.
GGAUCAGGGAGUGGCUGUGGGUUGGGGAAGGUGUGGUGUGCAGGCUGUGUUUGUGCAUAUGUUUCUCUAUGUGUGCCUGAAUGGCUCCGUGUGCGGGUUGUGUUUCCACUUCCUGUAUUACCCUACGCAUGUGUGUGCUGCGUAUACAGAUGGCAGGUCUGUGUAUGUGUGUCUCUGUCUCUCUGUAGGGUUGUGUGUCCCUGAGUGUGUGUUUGCACUGUCUUAUUGUAUCCAUAUGUCCCUCUGUCCGUGUGUCUCCUAUCCAGGCUGCGUGUGUGCGGGUCCGUGUUCCAGUCCCGGUCCAGGUUUGCGUGUCCAGCAGGGGUCCUGGCCGCAUCGUCGCUACCUCCACCUCGCGCCUGUCCGUUUGUCCGCGCGUCCUCCUGGGGAGGAGCGCGGCGGAGGGGAAGGGAAGGGGAGAGGAGGGGGGUCUCUCCACCUCUCCACCCACCCCCGCCCCACCCCCACUCCCUCAGUCCCGGGAUCGAACCUUAUUUAGAGUCGCGAUUCGACAUCUGUUUUCAAAUUUGAUCAGCUCUGAACUUUAUUUUCCGAGUUUGAGGAAAAUUAUAUUCCAUCGAUCGCGCCCCCGCCCCCUCCCCCGCGCCGCCGCCGCCGCCUCCAUAUAUCUGCGAGUCGAGCCCGGCCGGGCGGCCGCGAGGGCGGGAGGCGCGCGGCGCGCAGAGGAGUGGAGGGAGGAGGAGGAGGAAGAGGAGGAAGAGGAGAAGGCGCAGGAGGCAGGGCCGCUCCGCGCCCCCAGCCGGCCAGGCUGUCCGGGCGCGCGCCAGCCCGCGCUCGCUGAGCUGAGCUCCCGCCCGGGGCUCCGUCCUCAGCUCUCCGCGUCUCUGCUCUCUUUGCGCCUCUAUCUCGCUGUCUCCCUCCCUCUCUGCAUCUCCCCGUCUCUGCUCGUCUCCCCGUCUCUGUCUCCCUGGCUGUCUCUCCGUCUCUGAGUCUCUCCUGUCCCGGCGUCUCAGAGACUCCCUCUCCUCGUCCUCUGGGUCUCUGCCUUCCUGGGGCUCCGGGCAUCUCCCCCCACCCCGCCCCUCGCCCCGGUGCCCCCUCCCCAGGACGCCGCGGGGGCCAUGGCUGCGGGAUCCGAACUUUAAACACUUCUCCCCGGACCGGAGCGGAUGCGCAAAGCCCAGAAAGGCCGGCUCCGCCAUGGACUGUAGCUGCGUCUCCGACCUUCUCUUCGCCCCGCCUGCCCUGCCGGCUCUCUGGACCCCCGGGUUUGCCUUCCCGGAUUGGGCCUACAAGCCAGAGUCAUCCCCUGGCUCAAGGCAGAUCCAGCUGUGGCACUUUAUCCUGGAGCUGCUGCAGAAGGAAGAGUACCAGGGCGUCAUCGCCUGGCAGGGGGACUACGGGGAAUUCGUCAUCAAAGACCCCGAUGAGGUGGCCCGGCUGUGGGGUAUUCGCAAAUGCAAGCCCCACAUGAAUUACGACAAGCUGAGCCGGGCCCUGCGUUACUACUACAACAAGCGGAUUCUCCACAAGACCAAAGGGAAGAGGUUCACCUACAAGUUCAACUUCAGCAAAGUCGUGCUUGUCAAUUACCCGCUGCUGGACAUGGCGGCAGCUGCCACUGGCUCCCCACUCUUGCUGACCCCCAGUCCCUUUGGGGGGGCCCCAGGGCCAGAUGCUCCUCCCCUCACCCCUGAGACCCUGCAAACUCUGUUCUCUGCCCCACGCCUGGGAGAGCCAGGGGCCCGGACACCCCUGUUCACCUCCGAGACAGAUAAACUGCGUCUGGACAGCCCUUUCCCGUUCCUGGGCUCUGGUGCCACCAGCUAUUCCAAGCCCCCUGGCCUGCUGGGUCCUUAUGGCCGCGCCUUCCCUGAGUACCCCUGGAACUUUAACCCGUACCUCACGGGCCCCUUCCCCAAGCUGCCUCCCUCUCUCUACCCCCCGCACUUCUACCCCAACCCUCUGGCCAGUUCCCUGGGCCACCUGCCCUCGGCAGGGGCAGGGGGAGGCCCCACAGCCGCGCCCCUGCUGGCCUCGACAGGGGAGGGCCUGGGCCCCGAGCGCCCCUCGGGCCUGGCAGCGGCCCCUCGCCUGGCGCUGCCGGGGACUGGGGGUCCAGAGGCUGCCCUUGGUGGGAAGGAGGACAGCGACUCGGAGCUGGAGAUCACCGACGUCAGCGGCUGCAGCUCUGACAGCGAGGGCGAUGAGGGUCUCCCGGGGCCCCCCAAGGCAAAGGCGGGCAAAGGGGGGGCCGGCAGCUGAGCCGGCAGGGGGCAAUAGAUUCUGCUGAGGCAGGGACCAGGGCGGCUGCCCGUCUGCCCUUGAUGCCUGGCCCAAGGCCCAGGACCAGCCCUCAGCACCUCCCGGGUCUGGGCACGUUGCUGCCCCAGUCUCCUUCCCCAGCCCCAGAGUGGGGGUCUCACUUCCCCCUCCACAGAGGACAGAGGGAAUGUGAUGGCCUCCAGCCUCCUCCCCAGGCUCCAGUUUGAGGGGGGUCCCCGCCUGGCCCCACUCCCAAAGUGCAAUAUGGCGCCCAGCCUUCCCUGCCCGCCCACCCGUGCUAUGCCCCGAGUGUUUGUGUGGCCGUGUCUCCAAACCCCCUGUGCUGGCCCCAGUCCUGACACCCCCCCACAUAGGCCCCCCUGGGGACAGGGAGCUCAGAGCAAUAACCCCGCCCCCAGCCCCCACCCAGGAGGGGCCCCCUCCCCACCAGCUCCCCAUGAUCCCGACAGUCACCUCCAGAGAGUUUUACUACAGAAAUAAAAGAACAGAGAGUGAGA